This is a messenger RNA of Clarias gariepinus (North African catfish), 3514 nucleotides long. It is a transcript of the gene retreg1, whose product is annotated as reticulophagy regulator 1. Gene Ontology annotation, biological process: negative regulation of neuron apoptotic process; reticulophagy. Gene Ontology annotation, cellular component: endoplasmic reticulum membrane. Lineage: Eukaryota; Metazoa; Chordata; Actinopteri; Siluriformes; Clariidae. The record is from RefSeq and is a predicted model, not a curated record. The transcript has 9 exons. The coding region runs from base 102 to 1454 and encodes 450 amino acids.
UCACGCCUGACUCUAUCUGCUAAAGGGAAUAACGCACGGCAGGUAGAGCCUGCAGGACGACUAGGAAGGAAUAGGAGGUCCCAAGAGCAAGCAGUCUCCUAAUGACGUCAGCGGCAGAACAACAACAAAGCCGCAAGCAGCUGUGUCUGAGUUCACGCGCUGGCUCGCAGGGAGGAGCGCGAGCGCGAUCCGGCAGCGCGAUGGCGGAGAGAGCAGAGCAGGAGAGUGCACGAGCCCCGCGGGCCUCAUCAGUCACCCCGCCGCCGGCGUGCUGCCGAUCAACGGGCGUCAACUGGAAACGGCUCGUGAGGACUUGCGCCACCUUUACAGCGACGAACAUCGUGUUCUGGUUUGUGUCCUUUAGCCCAUUCCGAGUGGUGUGUCUCCUCUGCCUGUGUCUGCUUUUGUUGCUGCUGGUACAGUUGGUGAGGGACAUGGCACUUUCCAGGUCAAGAGGAUCCCGUUUAUGGCGAAGUAUGACAGGCAGCUGGGAGCUGGUGGACUCAGGUCAGGAGAGCAGGUCUGGACCAGAAGCUCAGCUUACAGACUGCUGGAUGAGCAUCAAGCUGUUCCUUGAGGAAACAUCUUCUUUUAAAAAGCAAAACCCGGGAAAGUUUUGUCUUCUAGUAUGCAGCUUGUGCUUCUUCCUGGCCAUACUGGGCAAUUACAUUCCAGGAGUUGUUAUUUCUUAUAUGAUAGUACUAGGCAUUUUCCUGUGGCCUCUUGUGUCAUCACAAGAGUUUGGGAUGUGGGUGGAACCAGUUCUGCAGAAACUGAACUUCGGAGUGGGGUACUUCCUGCAUAAGAUUAAAGAGAAUCAUGAACAGAGGUUGCAGAAAGCAGAGGCAGAAGCUGAGAAAGAAAGCAUUGAAGCUGAUUUGUCCUCAAUGUUCCCUAAGUUGGAUUCCAUGGUAUGCAGGGAGCUGUCUGUAUCAGACACUGAAGUCUCUGAAGUAACGUGGACUGAUAAUGGCACCUUUAACUUAUCAGAAGGGCACACACCUCAGACAGAGAACUCAGAGGAUUUAGAUCGUCGUAGUGAGGAGGAAGUAUUCUCCGGUCUCACUGAAUUUCCCUCCCUGGAUAAUGGAGCAGGGACGAAUGGAGAUGAUGAGGACCUGAGCAUCGGCCUCCCCACCACGUCUAUCCCUCAGCACAGAGAGGCUCGAGGGACAGGUGUAGGGGACGAGGCUGCGGUGACUCAAGCUUUGGGACUUUUACAGAGAACAGCCGAGAAUGCCAUCAAAGACGCGGUCACUGCUGCCAUACAAGAGCGGCUGGAGUCAGCGAUUGCUGACAACACAGACAGUGAGGCUGAGGACUUUGAGUUGCUGGACGAAUCUGAGCUUGAACAUAUGGAGGGUGAGCUUGGCCUGGAGAGAAAGAGUGGCGAGCCUCAGUCGAAAGACACCAAAAAUCCUGGGUUUUUCUCCAAACUGCUUGGGCACCAGUAAUGAAAGCAUCUUUGCAGUGGGGCAGAAGCAUGAGUGGAAGACAGUCCAUGAGACUGCAGCAAGGUCCAGAUUAAUGAUGGUAUUCCAUUUUUUUAUGUUAAAAUGUUUUAAUUAAAUUACCUUGCAGUAAAUUCCAAAUUGGUAGAGGAAGGAUGCUUCUUGUACAAUGAUGUAUAAGGGUGGAAAUGAGGUUUUGAUACUUUUUUUGUUUUUAACUAUCUUCAUUUACCGGCUAUAAAAUGGCUUUAGAUAUAGUCCCCAUAUGAAAAGAAUUAUUUUGACAAAUUACUGUAUAAUAGCUUUAAUUCAUUUAAAUAGGGAAAAGUAUAAACAAGAGAGACAUUGUAAUACAAUAAAACCCACUCAUCUCCAACCAAACCAAUAUCUAAACAAAUUAAUGUAAAUUGUUUAUAAGUACAAAUAGUUAGCUUGAUUUUUUUUUACGUAUUCCACAUUCAAUUUAUAGUAACAUUACUGCCACACUUGUAUUCAUAAUAGUAGUGUAAUAUCUAAAAAAAAAACUGAAACACCAACAAAAAGAAUUUUCCAUGACACAAACCAAUUUUUUUAUGGGAUUCCACCUUAACAGAGGGUUAUUUCAGUUAUUAGACGGAUAUCCUCAUUAUCUUGCUGCCAAACAAGCUUGUUAUUAAAGUCAGUGAUUAAUCUGCAGAUCUUCUUUUAGCACCUUCUGUCUUGAUGAUAUACAAAACUCGAACCCCAAAAGGACAAGGCCUUUCAAAAAAUGACAAUCAGUAGGUUUUCCAUAUUAAUGAAUAUAUCAUAACCCAAAAAAAGUGCAUUUAAAUGUAUCCUAAGAAAAUAAUCAUAAGAAAUCUACUUUUCAUGUUGUCUGUUUUGUUUUGGAUUUGUAUUUUUUUUUUUUUAAAAACAUUGCUAAGCAUUGAUUUGGAGCUGGGUGUCUCACUACAAGACUUUGCAUGAAUAAUUCUUGUAUUUGUAUUCGCACCUUAUUCAUAGAGCGAUGUGACUAGGCAUUAGAGCACGCUGACACUGAGCUGGACUGUUUUAAGUACAUUUUAUAUAUACACACACACACUCCACUCAUUGCCUACUUUAUUGUGAACACGUGUAUACCUGUAAAUUCAUGCAGUUAAUUAAUCAACCAAUCAUGUGGCACCAGCACAAAGAAAUUCAUGCAGAUACACAUCAAGAGGUUUAGGUAAUAUUUGCAUCAGAUACCAUAAUGAACAGUAUGUUUGAUCUCUGACUUUGAUCAUGUCAUAGUUGUUGGUAACAGGUGGGCUGGUUUAAGUAUUUUAUAAACUGCUGAUUUUUUAAAUUACACACACAAUAGUCUCUAAAUAAAUUCUAUAGGUGUAAACACAUUGUUGAUGACAAAAGUCACUGGGAAAAGGCAAUAUUGGUUUUAAGGACAUCAAAGCAUGCACAAAACAUUAAACCUGGAGAUGGAUGUGCUACAACACAGACCAGAUUCUGGUGAACCAAGAACAAGAAUCAGCAUGUUUACCCAAACUGUACAGUUAAAGACUGUUUUUUUCUACCUUUAACUUAAGAUCUUGAACUGUAUCUGCAUGGAAUUAUCCUUUGCAUUAUGCCACAUAAUUGGUUGAUAGGAUAGCUGCAUGAAUGUACAGGUGUUCCUAAUAAAUGGGCCGUGAGACAUGGUUGAUACUUGGCUCAUCUUUUUAUCCACAUCACUGUAGGUUGUAUAGGAUUAAACCUGUCGUUAAUCUGUGAGUUAGUUUAUGUCUAUCUAAAACCACUCUUUAAAUGUACUAUGAAUUGUACUAAGAAGUAAUAAUGUAAGCAGCCUAAACUCUCCUAGUAACACAAUGACUUGUAUGGACUUUUCUAAUGUGAUUAUUAUGAACGUUAUCCGAACAGUGAUUUGUUUCAGUGUCAGUGUGAUUUCCAAAUGCUUCUGAAUGUACUAUUUAUUCCUUUCUUCUCUCCUGAUUGAUUACUUCACAUACAUAUGAUUGCCUUAUAUGCCUGAGUGAAUUGUGUGUCAGAAUGAAGGAACAUACAAAAUAUAGUUGUAUGUAAAUAAUGCGAUUAAAAUAUGAAGAAUUAAA